AUGCCUCCAGCCGCGACUCGCGAUCCGGCCAUGGCCAAUGGAAGAAGCACAAACGGCCACUUGCACGUCAAUGGCAAUGGCGCCACCAACGGCGGCUCCCAUGCCGUCAUGUCGCAUCGCGUGAGCCCCUCGCGCAAGCAGUCCAGCCCUAUGGCCCCUGCUUUCAUGGUCUCGGCCCCGGGCAAGGUUCUCAUGUUUGGCGAGCACUCUGUCGUCUACGGCAAGCCCGCCAUUGCUGCCGCCAUUUCUCUACGAUCCUAUCUCCACGUCACGACCCUCUCCAAGUCGAGACGGACCGUUUCCCUGCGAUUCCCCGACAUCGACCUCAUCCACUCCUGGAACAUUGACGACCUGCCCUGGGACAUCUUCCACCGCGCCGAUAAGAAGAAAUCAUACUACUCCCUCGUCACCGAACUGGACCCUGAGCUCAUCGACGCCCUCCAGCCCCAACUCGAUGUCGUCUCGCUCGACCAUCCGGAGGAGAUUCGCAAGGUCCAUAAGAAUACCGCCUCUGCCUUUCUCUACCUUUUCCUUUCUCUCGGCAUGCCCUCGUUCCACGGCUGUCUCUACACACUUCGCUCCACCAUUCCCAUUGGCGCCGGUCUCGGAAGCAGCGCCUCCAUUUCCGUCUGCAUGUCCGCCGCCCUGCUGCUCCAGCUGCGAACCCUGUCCGGCCCCCAUCCCGACCAGCCCCAUGAGGAAGCCCGCCUGCAGGUCGAGCGCAUCAACCGAUGGGCCUUUGUUUCCGAAAUGUGCAUUCACGGCAACCCCUCGGGAGUAGACAACACCGUCGCCACCCAGGGUAAGGCUGUCGUCUUUCAGCGCAUCGACUAUGCCAAGCCCCCAGCCGUCCGUCCUCUUUGGGACUUUCCCGAGCUGCCUCUGCUUUUGGUCGACACCAGGCAGCCCAAGUCUACUGCCCACGAGGUCGCCAAGGUCGGCAAGCUCAGGGACGCUCACCCUAAGCUGGUGAAUUCUAUCCUCGAAGCCAUGGACCGUGUCACCGUGUCAGCUGGUGAAGUCAUUGACCACGAGGACUUUGACGAGGAAGAGGAGGAGUCUCUACAAAAGGUCGGCGAGCUGAUGAAUAUCAAUCAUGGCCUGCUGGUGUCGUUGGGCGUCUCUCAUCCUCGCCUGGAGCGCGUGCGAGAGCUGAUUGACCAUGAAGGUAUUGGCUGGACCAAGCUCACAGGUGCUGGCGGUGGCGGAUGCUCCAUUACCCUGUUGCGGCCUGGUGUCGACCAGGCCAAGGUUGCCAGGAUGGAGAAGCGCCUGGAGGAUGAAAACUAUGCCAAGUUUGAGGCCACGCUCGGCGGCGACGGCGUCGGCGUGCUCUGGCCUGCCGUUCUCAAGAAUGGCACGGACGAAGACGAAGAGGGUGGCAUGGAAAUUGACCUUGAAAAGUUUCUCAGCGCCGAGGGUACCGAGGGUGUCGAGCAGCUCGUGGGUGUGUACGGCGGCGGCCUCGAGCGCGAAGGCUGGAAGUUUUGGCGCAUCGAGAGCAAAUAA
Molecule: messenger RNA, 1509 nt
Organism: Akanthomyces muscarius
Lineage: Eukaryota; Fungi; Ascomycota; Sordariomycetes; Hypocreales; Cordycipitaceae
Exons: 2
Coding region: 1-1509 (502 amino acids)
Biological process (GO): ergosterol biosynthetic process; isoprenoid biosynthetic process
Cellular component (GO): cytoplasm
Molecular function (GO): ATP binding; mevalonate kinase activity
Source: RefSeq, a predicted model, not a curated record